UUAGAAGCAGAGUAGCCUUUGACUCCACAUAAAUUCAUCAAUUAGGCUUCCUUACUCCCACCAAGUCCCCCAGUCCACUUUGACACGAUAUCGACCCAUCAAAAGCUGCACCUCGAGAUUCGAGACGCGUAUCGCCACCGUCUAUACCCACCAUCUUCAAACCGGGGAACCACAACGCAAACUCCCUAUACCUACACUAACUCCAUCCUACGCGCAAACCACUGCCCAUCAUCCUUAGCAUCAUGUUCGCUGCACUUCCCCCCAUGCAGCAGUUCAAUUUCUCGCAAUGCGCUACCGCGCCCGCACGACCGUCUCCACUUUCACCUCGCAGUUCGCCGGCGCGCCCGAUGGCCUCAUUAUCCUCCUCGCCGUUCCACUUCUCCCCAGCACCAGAAAGUCAAACCAACACACCCGUCGCGUCACGAACAAAGUCCGAAAGUAUAUUCUUCGGGUCUCCGGUCUCGCCCUCGCCUUCGAAGGGCGCGGGCACGUCCUCCCGCUCCAAGACUUCGCCUACAUAUGCUCAGCGGUAUGCGAGCACCAUAUCUAAUCCGUUGAAUAACGCGUCCAAGAAUGGUGCCGCUUCUUGUUCGCCGUCGGCGCGCGAAACAAGACGCAACGUUUUCCUGAACCGGAUCAAGCAAGGGCGCGACGAUGCACGUUUCGCUAAUAGAGGCGAGCAGCUGGUGUUGAUGGAGCAUGUGGCGGAGCAGAAGAAGUGGGGCGAGUCGAUGCGGAGGAGGACGGAUGGGAUUCUGCAGGGAUACUUGAGGGAUUUAGAAGAGGGCGUUGAUGAUAUGAUUGACGAGGCGGAUAUCCAGGCUCUGGAUGAGUAUCUGUCCCAAGAACAGGCAACGGAGAUGGAGUUGCUUGAGAAUGUGGAUAUGCAGGCGCCCUCUGGACAAGCUGCUGGGAAUGCAUGGAAAGAUCCAGGCUCAUCGUUCAGUGAUGGCGAGUAUGAGGAUAUAUUCAUGGAUUUAGCCGACCACACAGCGCUGAGUCAGGAUAUGGAUAUGUCGGGGUGAAAUUACUGAGGAUUACGAUACUUCGACACGACUUGGGAGAAUAUACAGGGAACUGGGUAAUACAUAUGGGAUAGCUGCGUUACGGCGUUAGGUUGGGU
Molecule: messenger RNA, 1123 nt
Organism: Aspergillus caelatus
Lineage: Eukaryota; Fungi; Ascomycota; Eurotiomycetes; Eurotiales; Aspergillaceae
Exons: 2
Coding region: 243-1025 (260 amino acids)
Source: RefSeq, a predicted model, not a curated record